Molecule: messenger RNA, 3402 nt
Organism: Daktulosphaira vitifoliae (grape phylloxera)
Lineage: Eukaryota; Metazoa; Arthropoda; Insecta; Hemiptera; Phylloxeridae
Gene: CASK
Product: peripheral plasma membrane protein CASK
Exons: 24
Coding region: 444-3299 (951 amino acids)
Biological process (GO): protein phosphorylation; regulation of neurotransmitter secretion
Cellular component (GO): plasma membrane; cell-cell junction
Molecular function (GO): signaling receptor binding; protein kinase activity; ATP binding
Source: RefSeq, a predicted model, not a curated record
AGUCGUAGGCGCGAGAUUCGUUGCCCAUAGAAACGACAAAAGUUCAGUAGGGCGGGGACGCAAUUCGUAAGAAGCACCAGCAGGUAGCAACCAGCAGCAGCAGCAAACGCAGACUAGUGGCAAUUUCGUCUCCAGUUUUUUCCUUAAAAGAUAAUGAGGCAGGACGGUGACCACAGCCUCAUUUCUUUUAACUAUUAAGUUUAGAAGCGUCCUUCAGUAGAUAUUCACAUUUAAUAUAUCUUCUUUUUCCUUAUAACUCGUAGUGUCAUUUAUCCGAACUUAUAAACCUAGAUUCCAGACUUAAAGUUCCCCUUAGACAUAUUCAAUUUUGUAAUACCUUUCUUCACUAAAACUCUUGAAAACUGAAUGGCAUUUUCAUUUAUUUUGUCUAUUAUUUAAUAUUAUCAGUAUGUAAUAUUGCAAUGAACUGUUCUUUCAUUUAAAUGAUGGCAGACGAAGAAGUUCUCUUUGAUGAUGUAUAUGAAUUGCUGGAAACUAUUGGAAAAGGUCCAUUUAGCUUAGUGAAAAGAUGUGUUCAUCGUCAAACUGGUCAGCAAUUUGCUGUAAAAAUUGUCGAUGUUGCAAGUUUUACAUCAAGCCCAGGAUUAAGUACUUCAGAUUUAAAACGAGAAGCAACUAUAUGCCAUAUGUUGAAACAUCCUCAUAUUGUAGAACUAUUAGAGACCUAUAGUUCAGAAGGAAUGUUGUAUAUGGUUUUUGAAUAUAUGGAUGGAUCUGACAUAUGUUUCGAGAUAGUACGUAGAGCAACAGCUGGAUUUGUGUAUAGUGAAGCUGUAGCCAGUCAUUAUAUGAGACAAACUCUAGAGGCAAUUAGAUAUUGUCAUGACAAUGAUAUAAUUCAUAGAGAUAUAAAACCACACUGUGUUUUAUUGGCCACUAAAGAAAAUUCAGCACCAGUCAAAUUAGGUGGAUUUGGUGUUGCAAUUCAGCUACAUGAUGGUGUAUCUAUCAAUGGUGCAAAAAGUUUUGAUGAUUUAUCUCGACCCAAUUUGAGUGCCAAUGGACAGGUGUAUUUGCAAUCAGAUAGAGAGGGACGUAUUGGAACACCACAUUUUAUGGCACCUGAAGUUGUUGAUAGACAACAAUAUGGAAAACCAGGUGAUGUUUGGUCUGCAGGAGUUAUUUUACAUAUAUUGUUGACUGGUCUAACACCAUUUCUUGGAACUGGAGAACGUCUCUAUAACAAUAUAUGCAAAGCUAAAUUAAAUUUUAAUAGAUCCCAGUGGAAACCAAUCAGUGAAGCUGCUAAGGACUUAGUAUGCAAAAUGCUUUGUUUGGAUCCAAAAAAACGAGUUACUAUACAAGAUGUCUUAAAUCACCGUUGGCUUAGAGAAAGAGACAAGAAUGCUCCUAAAAUACAUUUGGUUGAAACUGUUGAGCAGUUAAAAAUAUAUAAUAGUCGUAGACGUUUACGUGGUGCUGUUAUGGCAGCAGUAUCAUCAGCUCGUUGGACUUAUCAGUCUUCUCUAGAUUCAAAUUCAAAUGCUAUUGAUCAGUUUUCAGAUUUUGGCGAUGACGAUAUUACCAAUUCAGCUGUUGGAGUAAUUCUAAGUUCUUUAGAUGACAUCCAGUGUAUCCACGAAGCACUUCCAGCAUCACCCCAAACUGUUUUACCACUAUUAGAAGAUGAACAUUUGUGUAAACUUUUAGAGUUGUACCACUUUAUAAACACAAGCCGAGCUGACAUAGAAAAGAAACCACCAAUACCAUUAUCUGAAGAUUUAGUUAGCUUAGCUCAUGAUGUUCUUGAUAUAUUAUCUACAUUGCCUAAUCAAUCUAAAUCUGCUCAUGAUUGUGUUCAAUUAAGAGAUAUAUUGAUUAACCCAUUUAUAAAGUCGUUAAUGCAAUCACAUGACGUGGCCGCGCACGAAAUAUUCGGUGAGGAAGCUGUUAGGGUCACUCCACCGUUAGUUUUACCUUAUUUAAACGGUAACGGGGUGGAAGACUGCGAGGACGGGCUGGAAGAUGACGUGGAGCCCGAGAACGUCACCAGGGUAAGGUUGGUGCAAUUUCAAAAAAAUACCGAAGAGCCAAUGGGUAUAACAUUGAAAAUGAAUGAGGACGGUAAAUGUGUUGUAGCGAGGAUCAUGCAUGGUGGUAUGAUCCACCGGCAAGCCACACUACAUGUUGGAGAUGAAAUCCGUGAGAUAAACGGAAUAUCUGUCGCCAACCAGUCGGUCGGAGCGCUUCAAAAACUCUUGAGAGAAGCUAGGGGUUCUGUUACUUUCAAGAUAGUGCCGUCGUAUCGAAGCGCACCACCACCGUGCGAGGUACAAUUAUUCAGGAUAAAACCAUUACCUGUGAUUAUAUUUGUCCGUGCUCAGUUCAGCUACGACCCGUUGCAAGACGACUUAAUCCCUUGUGCUCAGGCCGGCAUUACGUUCAACAUUGGUGACAUUUUACAGAUAAUAAGUAAAGACGACCAUCAUUGGUGGCAAGCCCGUAGGGAUAAUUCUGCCGGUUCUGCAGGCCUAAUACCUUCUCCUGAGCUCCAAGAAUGGCGAAUUACGUGUAAAGCCUUGGAGAAUUCUAAACACGAACAAGAAUCCAGUUGUUCUUCGCACGAAGGUUGUGAUGGUUCUACCGUAAAUUGCUCAAUAUUUGGCCGCAAGAAAAAACUUAAAGACAAGUAUCUAGCCAAACACAACGCGGUGUUCGAUCACAUCGACUUGGCUACUUAUGAGGAAGUAGUGAAGUUACCUUCAUUCAAGCGCAAAACGUUAGUUCUGUUGGGUGCACACGGAGUAGGCCGUAGACACAUAAAAAACACUAUCAUACAAAAACAUCCAGAUAAAUAUGCUUAUCCUAUGGCUCAUACAACGCGGCCUUUGAAACCUGGAGAAGAAAAUGGAAUCGCUUAUUAUUUUGUUAGCUACGAUGAAAUGAUGACUGAUAUCAACGCUCACGAAUAUCUAGAAUAUGGUACCCAUGAUGAUGCAAUGUAUGGUACAAAGUUAGAUACUAUCAGAAAAAUACAUCAUGAGGGUAAAAUUGCUAUACUAGAUGUUGAACCACAAGCUUUGAAAGUAUUAAGGACAGCCGAAUUUGCCCCAUUAGUAGUGUUCAUUGCAGCCCCACCACAUCGCUCACUAACUGAUUUUGAUGGAAGUUUAGAAAAAUUAGCAAAUGAAUCGGAAUUACUUCAACGUGCAUAUGAGCAUUUGUUUGACAUCACUAUUGUCAAUGAAGAUAUUGAAGAAACUAUUGAGGAACUAGAAAAGGUAAUGGAUAGAGUACACAGCACUCCACAAUGGGUACCUGUAGCAUGGGUUUACUAAUAUUGUUCAAAAAUGAAUAAUAUGAGAAAUCUAAUGAUCUGAAUGUCACAAACGAUAAAUUUGUUUCAACUUUUUAUAAAUUAAACAUAAAUCAUAAGACAUA